Castor canadensis (American beaver) is the source of this 6011-nucleotide messenger RNA. NCBI's taxonomy places the organism in Eukaryota, Metazoa, Chordata, Mammalia, Rodentia, Castoridae. The record is from RefSeq and is a predicted model, not a curated record.
AUGAACACAUUGCUUCGUGCUCCCAUUCAGACCCAGACCCAGAUGCAACAAAGAGAGUUUUCAAUUGUAAAGCACAACUAUGAAAGGAAACAUGCAAAUGACCAAACAGUCAUCUUUUCAGAUGAAAACCAGAUGGACCUCACUGCAAGUCACACGGUGAUGAUUUCCAAAGGCCUUGUAGAUUGUACCAAAAGUGAAAAGUCCACCAAGAUAGAUACCACAUCCUUUCUGGCUAACUUAAAGCGCCAUGCUGAGAAUUCAAGAAUGAAAGAAGAAUUGAAAUUUUCCAUGGAUCAAAACACUUCCUCAGAAGAGAAAAUAAAUUCCAAUGACUUCAUAAAAAGAUUGAAAGCAGGAAAGUAUAGUGCUUGUCCUACAGGACCUGAUAAAGAAAAUUCUGAAAUACCUAUUUAUUCUAAACAAUCAAAUAGUGCCUCUUCUAUACAUCAAAUGCAUUUAUCACUUAAUGUAGAUGAGAAUAGUAGUAAUAUGACUAGAAUUUUUAGAGAACAAGAUGAUGAGAUGAAUUUUACCCAGUGUCAUACAGCCAAUAUUCAGACGUUGGUUCCCACAUCCAGCGAGGCUGACUUUGUAGAAUUUAAAGGUGAUAAUACAGUUUAUGGCGAUGAUUGUAUGGACUUGACCGCCAACCAGACUAUGCAGGUUUUACCCUCAGUAGAUAAUUUAUCUGAAGCAGAAAAUCAAACUCAGAAUAUUAUGAUGGAUGUUACAACAGUUCGUGAAACUAAAGCUCCAGGAAAGAAAACAAUCUUCAAGCAUAAACUAAAUGCUGCUUUUCAAGAUCCUUUCUUAAGCCCUCAACAUAAAAUACAUAUUACCAGAAGUCAUAUUAUGGGGCCAGAAACUCAAACAGUCUCAGAGACUUCUAAUCAAGAUGCCAGAACAUCAGCUAUGACCUCAGAAUCUAUAUGUUCUGGUCCAGCUAUUCAAGGUUAUAAGACAGUUUUUUAUUCUAGUUGUAAUGAUGCCAUGGAACUGACCAAGUGUCUCUCAAGUAUGAGAGAGGAGAGAAAUUCGAUGGAGCCUGAUGGUAAUUAUUCUAAAAUAUGUCCCAAUCCAGAUGCCAGUCCUCUUCUCAUAGAGAAAACUAUUUAUUCAGGGGAAGAUAGCAUGGACAUUACCAAGAGUCACACAGUUGCAAUAGAUAAUCAUAUUUUUAAACAGGAUCAGGCAAAGGUGCCAAUAACAGCUGCACCAAUAUCUAAAAACGAAAGGAUGCUCCAGAAUCACAUAACUCUUUCAAAAGAUGGGGAAACAAAUGUAAAUGAUAGCUUAGUUCCUGUAGUAUCUAAGGACAGAAUACAGCAGAAUCUGACAAAUUCUUUAUCUAUUUCAUUAACUAACAGAAAGACUGAACUCUUAGCAAGUGAAGACAUGGAUUUAACUAAAAGUCACACAAGUAACUUAAGUCAAGCUCCUCUUGCAUCUUACAAUCUAGCAUCAGAGAAUAUUACUAAAUCUUUCUCUUGGAACAGAAGCCCUUCAGAUAAGUGGGAACACAUGAACAAAAGUCAUAUCAAACCAUCCCAACAACCAAACAUGAUACCUAAAAAUAUCCUAACUGAUACCCGGGGCAAAGGAAAACAUCAAAUUUUGAAGAUUUCACCCAGUCUUUCUAAAGAUUCUCCUUCAGCAGCUGAUUAUAAUCAGGACAUCACAACAAACCAUAAUGUGGCCUACUGUGCUACAGUUCUCGAUAAACAAAUGGCACUAGGAAAUAAUGGAAGUACAGUUUCAAGUGAGCAAUCUUCAUUUUCUACCACAAAGCCAUUAUUUUCAUCAUCUGAUUGUCUGCCUAGACAACCUGCCAUGAAAAAUCAGAAUACCGUUAUGAGUAGUCAGUUAACUAAAUCUGUACAAGGCCAGAGUUCUAACCUGCCUGAGCCACUGAAGGGAAACAUAGAAGAUCCCACACCUGACUCUUCGCAUGACAAGGUGAUUAUUUGUUCAGAAGAGGAGCAAACUAUGGAUCUAACCAAGAGCCAUACUGUUGUCAUUGGAUUUGGUUCUUCUGAAGUACAAGAAUUUAGUAAGAGUAAUUUGGGACACAGAAUGAGCCAGCUUACAACAGUAAGCAGACAGAUGGCUAUAAAAAUUGAAAACUGCAAUAAAAGUCUUCUAGAAGAAACUGGAGCACUUACAUUUAAUGAUAAUAUGGAUGUGUUAGAGGACAAAAGUGUACAAAAAUCAGGACUUCUGAAGGAAAGACAAAAUGUCAAAAUUUAUGAGAGGAAAAGUGUUGAUGGACUAAAAAUUAAUAAGACGAUUGUAUUUUCAGAGGGUGGUGAAAAUGAUAUGGAUAUCACUAAGAGUUACACAGUAGAAAUAAACCAUAGACCUUUAUUAGAAAAUUGUGACUCCCAUUUGGUGCCUGUGGCAGGAACUUCUAAAACUAUUUUGUAUGGAUGUGGGCAGGAUGAAAUGGAAAUCACUACAAGUCACACAACUGCACUAGAUUGUAAAACUGUCUUAUCAGAUGACAUAACUACUAGGCCUGUGGAGAAGACUGUAAUGUUUGUAGAUAAUUAUGAUGAACUAGAAAUGACAAAGUCCCACACUGUGUUCAUUGACUGCCAAGCAGAGGAGAAAACAGUACUUCCAGACAGACCUAACUUUGAAAUAUCUAAAAGGAAAAGCCUACAAAAAUCGAAAAUGACAUCUCUUGCUGAAGAGAGUAUUUUCUUUUCAGAAAAUGGUGAAAGCAACCAUCUAGCAGCAAAAGACAGUCAGCUAACAGUGCUGGAGGAGUGUUCUAGUCAUCAUCCUAGAGAGGGAGCUGUAACAUUUAUAGCUGAUGAUAACAUGGAAAUGUCUAAAUUAACCACUUGGAAAAAUGUCAAAGAUGUACAAAAGGCUGGAUUUCUGAAUGAACCUGUGUCAGGCAAAAGUCAAAGAAGAAAAAGCCUUAGGCUCAAAAAUGACAAGACCAUUGUAUUUUCAGACAAUGAUAAAAAUGAUAUGGAUGUCACCCAGAGUUGUAUGGUAGAAGUAAAUAACAGAAGUACCCUGGAAGAUAAAGAGGACUUUAAUUUGGAGCCUUUGGCAGGAACUUCUAAAACUGUUUUGUAUGAAUGUGGGCAGGAUGACAUGGAGACCACUAGAAGUCACCCAACUGCCUUAGAAUGUGAAACUGUCUCCCCAGAUGAAAUAACUACUAGGCCUGUAGAUAACACUGUAGUGUUUGUAGAUAAUCACAAUGAUUUGGAAGUCACCAAGUCCCACACUGUUUUCAUUGAUUGUCAAGCCACAGAGAAAGUACUUCAAGAGUACCCCAAAUUUGGAAUAGCAAGAGGAAAAACCUUGAGUACUUAUUUUCCUAAGAAUGAUAACUGUGUUCAAGAAAUCACUAAAAAAGCAGCACAGUCUAUAGAAAACAAAAUUGUUUUUCACCCUGAGCAAAAGCAUAAUACAACAGCCCCUAUUCCUACUACUAAUACAUGGUCUAGGGGUCAAGGUAAGAUGGAAAUUACCGAAUUCCAUGGAGCCGAUACAGAUGAGGCCAUAGGGAAAAUUGUAAACCAAGCCUAUACAUCAGAAGAUGUAAAAAUUGAAAGUUGUCACUUAAGUAGGACAGAUAGAAAAAAUGAGGGUUUUACAAACCAUCAUAUUGUUGCCAUUGGUGGGUCCAGUGAUAAUUGUUCCUCUUUACCAAAUGUUAUUUCCUCUUUUGAUAAUUUGGAGAAUAAUGUCACAUCCAUACACUAUGAUAAAAAUAAUGAGAAUGCCAGUGAUUGCCCUGUGCAAAAUGAUCAUGCUUACACAGAUGCUUUAGCCAGUGAAUAUUACUUGAAAUCUGAGAGACCACCUCUCUCUGCGCCUUGUCCAUUGUUAGAGAAGGAAGAAACUAUUCAAACUGGUUCUAAAGGACAGUUAGACUGUGCCAUAAAACUAUGCAGAGAUCAGGAUCUGAUUAGAGAGCCUAAAAAUCUAUUAGCUAAUCAAGCUUUAGUACAUAGUCAAAAUCUGGGGGAGACAACUAAGCUUAAUUCAAAGUAUGUAUCUUUCAAGCUUCCAAAGGAUCAAGUGGAGGCCUUUACUUAUGUUGCUUCUCAGCCUCAUCUCUCAACCCAACAACAACAGACUAUUGACAAUAAAGAUGAAGCAAUACUGUCUAAAGCUGGAAAUUCCUCUGUAUCGACCUGUGAAAAAGAGUCCAAAAUGCUUGGUAAUGAGAAACACUUUGCUAUAGCCUGUAAAAAAGAACUUAAAGAAAAUACUGAAACAACUAAGUGUAAUGCAGCCGUAGAUUUCCAUAGCAACUCAGACUUGACUACACAGGUCAUUCAAACCCACGCCAAUGUUAGAGAAGCAUCAGAAUCUAUGAUUGCAUCUAAUGCUCCACGUUUUAGUAGUGUCAAACCAAAUCUGAAUAAUUUGAGUGAAAAAACUGAAGAGAUUUUAGAUUUUCGAACUGUUCAUAUGCUACCUCCUUCAGAACAAUUACUCGAAUUAGGAAAUAAGACAUGCAAUAAUAGGAGAAUAGUGCAAGCAACAGAAAUACAUAAUGUAGUCUCCAAUGAUGCUGCAGAUAGUAGAGAUGAAGAAAAUAAAAAGUUUCUUAAUGGAGCUGAAACUACCUCUGCACCAUUAAAGACAGCUGUUAAAGACAAAAUGAGGAGAUGCUCUUUGGGAAUCUUUUUACCCAGAUUGCCGAACAGGAGAAAUUGUAGUGUCACUGGUGUGGAUGACCUGGAGCAGAUUUCAGUAAAUACAGCUGACAUAAGUCACUUAGAAAACCAACCAAUCUCUAGCAAGGAUACAGGCACUGGAGCUGUUGCAGCCAAACUGAACUUAAGUCCAUCUCAAUAUAUAAAUGAGGAAAAUCUUCCUGUAUAUUCUGGUGAGAUUAAUUCCUCAGACUCUAUUAGCAUAGAAAUUGAAGAAAAGGCUUUGGUUGACACUUACCAAAAAGAGAUUUUACUAUCUGAAAGCAAAAUGGAAGACACCUACAAUAUCCAAAAGAGAUCCAGGGUACAACAAGAAGAUGCUGUUCCACAUGAGAAAAAGAUGAGAAAAGAUGAGAUUAAACUUGCUGAUACUACACAAGAUCAGGAGGGGUUUGAUCACUGUAGUGAAGAAGAUAUGGAUAAAAAUGUUUACAGCGUAUUGGCAAAAAGCCUGAGCAGGACUCCAUCUAGUUGCAGCAGCUCUCUGGAUUCAGUCAAGGCUGAUGGGACCUCUCUGGACUUCAGCACAAACAAUAGUCAAAUGGAAUCACAGUUUCUCAGUGACAGUGUUUGUGAAGAGAGCUUAAGGGAGAAACUCAAAGAUGGGAGUAUUACAAUAAGAGAGUUCUUCACACUUCUUCAAGUCCACAUCUUGAUACAGAAACCCAGGCAGAGCAAUCUCCCAGGCAAAUUUGCUAUAAACACAUCACCUACUCCAGAAGACCUGAUGUUAAGACAAUAUGUUUAUGGACCCAAGAUACAGCUUUAUAGAGAAGAUUGUGAGGUUCUUCGCCAAAAGAUUGAAGAAUUAAAGGUUUCUGCAAUGAGCCAAGAUAAACUCUUGACUGAUGUAAAUAGAAACUUGUGGGAGAAAAUGAGACACUGCUCUGAUGAAGAGCUGAAGGCCUUUGGGACUUACCUUAACAAAAUAAAAUCGUGUUCUACCAAGAUGACUAAAGUCUUCACUCACCAAGGAAAGGUGGCUCUGUACAGCAAGCUGGUACAAUCAGCUCAGAAUGAGAGGGAGAAACUUCAGAUGAGGAUAAAUGAGAUGGACAAAAUACUUAUGAAGAUCAAUAACUGUCUCGCUGAAGUGGAAAUAGAAACUAAGAAUUUGGAAGAUGAAGAGAAAGAUAAUCCUAUGGAAGAACAGGGUUCUGAAAUGAGAGCUGCAGAGAAAGAACUGGAACAGCUGAAAGCUGAAGAGGAGCAGCUUCAAAGAAAGCUAUUAGAACUGGAGGUUCAGAAAAAGCAGACCCUUGCUCAUCUAGACUCUGCACAAAAUCAAAUAAAUAGAACUGAAAAGCUGCUGGAUCAGUUGAG